Molecule: messenger RNA, 1854 nt
Organism: Fopius arisanus
Lineage: Eukaryota; Metazoa; Arthropoda; Insecta; Hymenoptera; Braconidae
Product: zinc transporter 6
Exons: 7
Coding region: 137-1531 (464 amino acids)
Biological process (GO): zinc ion transport
Cellular component (GO): Golgi apparatus
Source: RefSeq, a predicted model, not a curated record
UUGUGCUCGUCAGACUAGCCCAGUGGAAUUGUAAUUGCUACAGUAGUUAAGAACAGGCUAGGGUACACCGGGUAUAAUGGAGUUUCAAUUGACAUGGCAUUGUUAAUGGAGUUUGCAGCAUGCUCUGGACAAAUCAAUGAUGUUUAUGUCGACAGAUAAGGAUACAGUGCCCCUGGAUGUUGAUGAUAGUGGAGAGAGCGAUCCCUGUGGGAGUGAGGUCCUUCGUGUACUGGCAGAGACCGAGAGCAAAUGGAUCCUCUGUCUGAUCACGUACAACACUGUGAUUAUCUACUACCUCUGUGGCUGGGUAACUUCGACCAACAGUAUAGCAUUGAGCGCGUACGUAAACGCAGUAUUUUUCAACGUAUUUUCCCUGCUGGUGUGCCUGAUAUCUGUGUGGGUGUCCAGGAAGUCUCCAGCCCUGAAAAAAUCCGGGAGAAUCCGUGCUAAAUCUCCAGGAUCUUUAGGAUUUCCAGAUAGAUCGAGUCAUGUAGUUGUCGAUCAGACAAUGUCGUGUUUGGGACCGGAAAAGUACGAGGUUCUAGCCCUCCUGGUGUCCUCAUCCCUGGUCCUCUUCGGAGGAUCCCUCAUGUCCAUGGAGAUCAUCCUGAGAAUCGGAGAUCAGCCAACUGUACACACUGGCAGAUUGGGACUGGGGGCUCUUCUCGGUCUGGCCGCACACUUGGGAACGAUUUUCGUUUAUCCUGAUGCUGGAUUGAAUCACGUGGUCUGCAUGACACUGCCAUGUGCACCCUUCAGGGGAUCCAAUCCAAUUCUGGUUGCCAAUAUCUCCAGUGCUAUCGUCCUCUGUGUUGUCCACUCUGUCAUUCACGUUUGGGAAAUGUACGUCGUUGACACAGCAGCUGCUUUCGUGGUGAUUGGUCUGACCACAACGGCGAUGCUACCACUUGCCUUUUACACGUUGUGUGUAAUACUCCAGAAAGUACCGCAUCACAUGACCGAGCAGCUGUGUGAGUGCCUUCGUGAGGCACUUGAUAUUGAUGGGGUUCUGGAGUUCAGGAAUGAGUGUUUUUGGAUAAAAUCGUUUGGAAAGCUCGCAGGAACCCUUCAAGUUCGAGUUCGAAGGGACGCAAACGAGGAGCAUGUGGUGGAAACCGUGAUGAAAUGUCUGUCCCGGAUAGUGUCAUCCCUCCAGGUGCAGGAAUUUCGAGACAGCCGUAUCGUCUCAGCCCCAUCCGACUAUCAUCCAACCGAGUAUUACAUCGAGGAGAUUCUCCAGUUGCAUGACAAGAAUCAUGACACCUGCACACGUGAGUGGGAUUCAAGGUGGAAUGAAAUCAUCCGCAGUGACGUGAGUGUCAUAAAAAUCGAUGAUAUACUAGGUUCAACCAGUGACAUCCAGACGUUCGCUAGUACUCGUCGGGAUAACAACGUCAAGUGCUUGAAGAUCGUAAAAAAUCCGAUUGUCUAUCAAAAUCACGUUAAAGUCGUCGAUUACUUGAUCAGAAGUGACUCGUACAAGAGUGCCCUUAUUCCUGGGGGUCAGGACGACAAGUUUCAAGUUGUUUAAAAGAAAUCAAAAAUUUAUUGUUCCAAAAAAAAUGUUUUUUUUAUUCAACCACUUUCGCAACGAGCCAAUUGGAAUUUUUACCUCUAGGAUCUCCCUUACAUUCCCCAUAUGUUGUCUCUUCCUCGUUUCUUCUCAGAUCGUCGUGAAAGUGCAUUGGCAUCGACAACUUCGGUAUUUCCAUAUAGAAAAUUCCACUCAUGCAUACUGAAAUGCCUCUCGAUACAUUCAAUUCCCUGGAAAUAAGGAAUCCAGGUAUCAAUGUAGCGGAUCAGUGAAUUCCUGGGAAUAAUUAGUCGUCGAUUUGCCUCGGUUGUUGAAAAUCU